ACAUAAUUGAGCUCCAUUCUUACCAUAGAAAAGAAAAAAAUAUCUCACUAAUAUCUCAAUCCAUUUUUCUCAUUCUGAGUCUCCAACAGCUCCUAAUUAUCUAACCUUAUCACUUCAAUUGUUCAUUACGCUGUCAAACUUAAACAAAUUACAGUCUUAUUAUACUCUAAAUCUUCCAAUGUUUCCUGCCCUGUGCCUAAGUUCCCCAAGAGCUACACCACCAUCAGAAUCCUUAGGUGUUAGCAUAGAAAGCCAUGCAAAUUCAAAGCAUAUUGGAGUCAAUUAUGUGUUUAUUGGCCCUCUCACUACCAAAUAUCGCCCUGUCAUUGUUAAGGCUGCAAAAGAAGACCGAAACACCAAACCGAAUAGUGUGAUUUGUGCUGACUGUGAUGGGAAUGGAGCAGUUCAAUGCUCUCAAUGCAAAGGCAAUGGGGUGAACUCUGUUGAUAUUUUCAAUGGACAGUUUAAAGCUGGUGACUCCUGUUGGCUUUGCGGAGGAAGGAAGGAGAUGUUAUGCGGAAAUUGCAAUGGUGCAGGCUUUGUUGGUGGCUUCUUGAGCACUUACGAUCAGUAGGAACAAAGUCCUUGAAUUGCUGUGAUACUUAUAUGUCUGUGCACACAUAUACAUGUCUUCAACACUUUCACUCUGCAGAUUUUAUAUUUGGUACUUGUAAGUUCACUUGAAGACUUCAAUGGUUGUUUAAAAACAAAAAACAUAACAGUGUGGCUGCGACAGCUCUCUGAGAUUCCUUUCAUUUAAACAAAACUCAUCAUAUUAGCUCUGCUAGUCCUUUUGAAAUUACUUAAAGUUACUCAAUCCAACGUGGGACUAUAUAUUUUAA
Messenger RNA from Vigna unguiculata (cowpea), 842 nucleotides. Its product is annotated as protein BUNDLE SHEATH DEFECTIVE 2, chloroplastic-like. The record is from RefSeq and is a predicted model, not a curated record. Gene Ontology annotation, molecular function: protein folding chaperone. NCBI's taxonomy places the organism in Eukaryota, Viridiplantae, Streptophyta, Magnoliopsida, Fabales, Fabaceae. Gene Ontology annotation, cellular component: protein folding chaperone complex; chloroplast stroma.